This is a messenger RNA of Mizuhopecten yessoensis (Yesso scallop), 8115 nucleotides long. RefSeq names its product ancient ubiquitous protein 1-like. Gene Ontology annotation, molecular function: acyltransferase activity; ubiquitin binding. NCBI's taxonomy places the organism in Eukaryota, Metazoa, Mollusca, Bivalvia, Pectinida, Pectinidae. The coding region runs from base 100 to 1359 and encodes 419 amino acids. Gene Ontology annotation, cellular component: membrane. The record is from RefSeq and is a predicted model, not a curated record. The transcript is spliced from 12 exons.
CGCAUCCAUCAAAAUAUUUCCGAGUUUCUGAUGUCUAUUUUUUCUUCGAGUAUUUUUCCUGUUUCUUAAUUGGUUUACUUUCAUUUCUUAAACUUCAGAAUGCAUAUAAGAAGAAUGUUUGACCAUACCAGGUUCCCUGAUGGGGGUUCUGUGGUCCUGACAGCACUCUUUUUUCCCUUUGGACUGGCACUGGUCAUCAUUCGAAUAUUCAUCAUGAUGCAUGCCCUGUUGGUGUCUUGUAUACUACCAAAGUGUCAAGCUACAAGCUUCAUCCUCAAAUCACUGUUUGGAGUUGUGGGUAUUCAAGUUAUGGUUCAAGAGGAUAAACGCAAUAAGCAUCCCAACAAAAUCAAAGCCAAGGUUGUCGUAGCCAAUCAUGUGUCUUAUCUUGAUCACAUGGUCAUCGAUCUUGUCCAGCCAAGUGUAGUGCCUGAUGAAGUGGGCUUCUCGUCUUUCUUUCGGUGGCUGUUUUCCUACCGCGACUUUGGGGUUACUCGGGGAAAUGAACAUCUUGAAGAAAACAUUAAGAAAUAUCUUCAAGAUCAAAGUGUACCAGUAUUAUUUUUACCUGAGGGAACACCUACCAAUGGAUCGGGAAUCCUAAAGUUCAGGUCAUUUCCAUUCUCACUUAAGGUACCAGUGCUACCAGUUAGUAUCUCGUAUACAAGAUGGCCUCUUACUAUGCCUGUGUCUACAAUUGACAGCACAAGACUGAGUGAAUAUUUUUGGAUUCUUUUCUACCCAUACACAAUAUUUAAGCUCAGGUUGUUGGAGCCGGUAGAACAAGAGGAUAAUGAGAAGGCGGAGGAGUUUGGGGAGCGCGUGAGGAAGAAGAUUGCUACAAGUUUGGGAGUACCUGCCACCAAUUACAAUGCUGGAGACAAGACAGAGUACCUCAAGCGUCUCCUCACUGAUCAGGCUCAGCGUAAACAGGCAGCUCUGGCAGCGCAAAGUCAAAGAGAUACCGGUAAUGGCAUGACAGGGAGUCAGCCAAGUGGAGACAACUCUGUUAAUACUAGUCCUGAGAUUAAAAAGAUGGCUGAGCAAGUGAAGGGCGUGCUGCCUACAGCGUUGAUGUCUCAAAUAAUCAAAGAUCUGGAAAAUACCAAAGAUGUAGAUACAACAAUUACUAAUAUACUGGAAGGAAACAUAUCAGAAGAUACAAAGAAACCAGAUACGAAAGAGUCGCCUCAAAUUGACUGCAAUUUAAAAACAGGCAUUUGUGCAUCGCAACAAAAAUACAAAUCCAACACAUUUUCACGAAUAGCACCAGAUCGGCAGGUAUCCUUAGAAGACCGGAAGAAACUGAUGAUGGCAACAGCACGACAGCGCUACAAGGAAAAACAUGGACUGUUGUGAUCAUGUAACGUGUAAACUAAUGUCUUCUGGUGCUUCUCGUUUUCAAUGAGUGUUUUAUACGUGUAUUAACUUACUGACUUCACAAGACUGUGGUUGUACAAGUCACCUUAAACGUUUGAUUGUGUGGUGAUAAGUUCAGAGUGUCCCAGCAUAGAGUAUAGGUCACUGUAUAAGUCAUACAGUACCUAUACCAGAUUGUGUCACAUAUAGGUCACUGUGAUCAUACAAUUCAUUAUAAUACUAGUGUCUCGACACAAAAUAUAGGUCGCUAGAAUCCUAUACCAAAUACUGUUCUGAGGCCACAUCUCAUCACCUUCCUGGAAGAUCUCCCAUACCAUGAAGUGAUUUGAGUGGUGAAUUGUUGUUUUACUGGAGGACACUGUGAUGAUCAUGACAACAUUGUUACUCGGGAAAGUUCAGACAGUUCAAUGUGUCAAAUUUAUGUUCAUCACUUUCUUUAUUUAGAGGUCAGUCCAUGAAAUGAGUGAAUAAGCUAUUUCCAACAGAUGUAGUUUUGGAUAUAGGUUCUUAUUGUUUCGAGGAGCCUCUACUUAGAGAAGGUGCCAUUGGCUGAUUUGGGAAUGAUGAACUUGAAAGACACAAAGCUGAAUUUGUGUUUAUUUUCAUCAUUAUCUGUAAAAGAUAACUGAAUUUUUGAAGUUACAAGAUCACUAUGACCUGCAGAUGAUACUUAUGGCACCAACUUCAGAGGAUAUAGGUCACUGUGACUUGUACAUGAUUUAGGUUACAGACUUGCAGAGGAUAUAAAGGUCACCCACUUCAGAGGAUAUAAAGUCACUGUGACUUUCAGCGGAUGUAGAACAAUGUGUUAUACACGGCAAAAGUUACUGCCACUUGCGUUUGAUUAGUAGGUUACCAAGCAUGACUUGUACAGGAUGUAAGUCACUGACUUCACAUGAUAAUAAGGUCACUGUGACUUGUACAGGAUGAUAAGAAGGUCAAUGUGACUUGAACAGGAUGUAGGUCACUGUGACUUUACACAAUAAGUAGGCCAAUGUGACUUUACAAAAUAAGUAGGUUGAUGUGACUUGUACAGGUUGUAGGUCACUGUGACUUUACACAAUAAGUAGGUUGAUGUGACUUGUACAGGAUGUAGGUCACUGUGACUUUACACAAUAAGUAGGUCGAUGUGACUUGUACAGGAUGUAGGUCACUGACUUUACACCAUAAGUAGGUCAAUGUGACUUGUACAGGAUGUAGGUCACUGUGACUUUACACAAUAAGUAGGUCGAUGUGACUUGUACAGGAUGUAGGUCACUGUGGCUUUACAUGAGAAAUAGGUCACUGUGACUUGUGCAAGGUAACAGUCAUUGUUUAUUGAGGUACAGUGUAUUACGGUAUGCUACCUGAUCUGUCUGUAUGAUUGUAUUUAUGUCACUCCGGAUCCUGUACAAUCAGGGUAGUUGUUGUAAAACUGAUGAACAUGAAGUAUAAAAUAUUAAGGGUAUUUUCAGUAAUCAUUCUGUUUGUGUUUUUGUACAUAGCAGGAAAAUAUUAUUUGAGCGAUUCAUGAACGUGUGAUCAUUUUUCCUGAGAGACCAUUAACAGUGCUAACAAAGGUAGUUACACAAUACAGGUUAUUGUCAUAACAGCUACGUGUAUAGCCAGAAGGUCACAGCUACUUUAUCACAAUUAUACACAUAUUUCCAGGUGAAAAUGUCUCGAACUUGAUUUGUGUUCUUGUUACAUAAUGUAUGGGUUCCUGCAGAAGAUAUUGUAUUUCUGCAGCCUGUAUACAGUUGUGGAGAAUUGGAUUCUUUGGUGUGAAAAAGUGGACUGCUAGGGAUUGCUUAGCAAGAUUGGAUUCCUAUUAAUUGUAAGGAAAAUUUAAUUACAGAAUUUCUGGAGAUUGUUUAGAAAAAUUCAAUUCCCUGGGACUGUUGAGAAUUGGAUUCCUGGGGACUGUUAAAAAGAAUUGUUCUAGGAGAUUGUUAAGGAGAAUUCUAUUCCUGGGACUGUUGGGGCGAAUGGGAUUAGUAAGACUGUUGGGGAGAAUGGGAUUAUUGAAGUCCGUCAUGGAGAGUUGGAUUCCUGAAAUAUAUUGAGGAGGAAUAUAGAUGGGAAUGUAUAUUUAUUCAUAAAAAAACUUAAGCACUUCAGCCUGACAGGAUCUUUGUGCUAUUUUCCUUCUUUCUUUACCGAUUGGAUACAUUCUAACUUGAUUGUGGAGAAACCUGAUUAGUUUUGAUCUGAUCACAGACUCGGAGAUAAACUGUACAAAGCUAGAAAUUCUCUGAGAUUGAAACAUUCCAUCAUUUUCUCUAUCAUCUUUCACCAAGGUUACUGAGUGUGUUAAGAAAUUGUAAAAUUCCUGUAUGUGUUGAAAUAGGGGGAUGGAAGGGAGUAAACCCAGUUCAACUGCAAUUAUGAACAAAAGUCCUUACAAAAUCUAUGGUUAACAACAAGGCAGGAGAACACGUAAGUCAGAGGUACUAGGUUAAGAAUUCCUGAAGGAAAGGGUAGGUUUUAGGAAAGCAUCCCAUUAGUCACAAGUCUUUUCAAUUCAUCUAAGUUUUGUUAAAGUUUGGUUUGUUUGUGUUUUUUACGUCCUGUUAACGGCUAUGGUCAUUUAAGGAUGUGCCAGGUUUUGGUGGUGGAGGAAAGCUGGAGUUCCCUGAGAAAAACCACUGUUAUAGACAUGCAACAUGUUUAAUGUUCCUGCAACAAAGUGGAUGAGGUUUGUCUGUCAAUCCAUCGGUGCAUUGGUUUAUUUAACAUCUUGGUUAGACUUUGAAUUUACAGUGUAGGGAAUCAUGCGACUUAAAAUCCACGAAUUAUUAAAUUGGCGGCCAUCAGUAGUUUUGAAGCGGUAGGAUUUAGCGACAUUACGCUAAAAUAUGUACUAGGAGUUCAACAGUGGUGAAACUUACUUCUUAUGCGAGUACAUCUUCAGGAGUACUACACCGGAAUAUCAAAUGUUGGUCAUUAUGACUGAUCUUUUCUACUUCAUAGACUUUGUGUGAAGUUCAAUUUCCAACAGAUUGGGAACAGGUGCAUAUAGAUAUAUUUCUAGUAUAUUUGGAAAUUGGGGUGAAGAUUUCUAUGAAAAAUAUUGUCAUAUUUAUAUUUUUCUCUUCACUGAAUUACUGAAAGGAUUCUAAAGUGAUGAACACUACAACAGUGGGUUGUGUCUAAGUACAGAUUAACAAAAAAAUUAUCCUUGUAUCGGUGGAUAUGUAUCUGAUCAGGAUGAUGUGAAAUUGAAGAAUACAAGCACAGAAAUAUUCCUUUACCUGGGUAAUUGUAAUAGAUCUUAUGAUUUAUGAGACCAAAAUAUCGUUGUACCAUAUGAGAAUGCAUUUAGAAUGUAGUGGUACAAGAUGAAAGGGGUUAGUGAGGAGAUUUUGUUUUAUGUAAUCUCAUUUGCCGUUUUAAAAUACAAACAUUUUCACUCGAAUUUCUUCUGUAGUCAAAUUUUAAAAAAGGAGGAUAUUGAUAAUCUUUGUUUUGUCAUAAACUUUAACACAAUGGUUUUUUAAAACUCAUUCCUACAUACUGUUAACAUGUACAUUUUUAGCGGUAUUCUUUUUUUGGUGGUUUUUCGAGUUUAAAAUAUUGCACUAAAAUAUGGUUGCACUCUUAAAUUAGCAGUUUCUGCUUAUAGUUUUCUGUGCCAAUUUAUCAGCACGUUAAUUUGUUAAAACUUGAUGAUAUGCUAAAAUUUGGAUCCGCUUAAAUAACUUUACGGCCUGCAUACAAUCGUUUUUUAAUUAUAAAUGUAAGUUUAUGAUCAUUAUGGUUUGUAUUGAUCAUUAUGAUUUUUACAGUCAGUACUAAAAGGUAAUACAGUUUUGUAAAAUUUGGUUCAGAUUGAAUCAUUUACCGGUAUUCAUCACACCUAUAUGAUUUUGAUGCUAUCAUUUACCUAUUUUUACCCUAAAUAGCUUCUAUAUAGCCAGUGCUUGGUUUCACUAGACAAUGAUUUUGUUGGUCACCAUGAAAUAGAUUAAGUUAUAUGUAAAUGUCUCAGUAAGUUGAUUCCCUAUACGCAAUUUUCGUUAAAUACAAUAUUUGAUUAUUGUUAAAAUGGGAAUAUUUUGUGUUUUUAAUCGUUAUUGUUUCUUUGCAAGUUGAUUUUAUCGCACGACUUGCGAGGCAGGUGAUUGUCAUGUGAUUGUAAUUGACAUAACGUGGCAAAAUAUUUUGACACUUAUGGGACAAAAUGUAAAGCAACUUCUUGUUGCAAAAUAGGUAAAUCAUGAUUAUUAAUAUCACUUCUUUCAUCCUAUUGACUGUAACAUUACAAUAUCGUUAGCUAGGAUGUAGUAUAAAGAUAGUUCUUAGGAAUAUGUUUGAAAGUGAAAGUAGAAUUUACAUACUGAUCAUUACGACGGCAAAACAAAGUCUUCUCAAAUUUUCCCAACACACUGAUGUAAAUAACAAUGAUCAAAUUAUUUCAAUUGUUACUUUUUCAGUUUGUAUUUAUAUUUUUCCUUGUUUCCACAUUAAUCUAUGUCUGAUUCAUAUAGGGCAUGUAACUUCCGGUUCAGACAACAUAAAAAUGGUCGAAAACAGCUUGAUCGGUUAUUAUGAUAUAUGUUAUAAUGAUAUUUUUCUCUGGCAAGUAGAAUAUAUCAUAAUAAGCGGGGUUCCACUGUAGUUAUAUUGCCAUUCUUCUGUUGACUGUAGUUUCUGUACUUGUGGUUCCAUUAUAUUUCAUAGAUGGCUCUGUAGCUAGCAUAUCUGACUGAGAUGUCAUUAGUCUCGGCUAUAUCUGACUGAGACGUCCCUAGUCUCUGCUAUAUCUGACUGAGACAUCCCUAGUCUCAGCUAUAUCCGACUUAGAUGUCAUUAGUCUCAGCUAUAUCUGACUGAGAUGCCAUUAGUCUCAACUAUAUCUGACUGAGAUUUCAUUAGUCUCAGCUAUAUCUGACUGAGACGUCCCUAGUCUCGACAAUAUCUCACUGAGUUGACCCUCGUCUCGGUAAUAUCUGGCUGAGAUGUAACCGCCUUCUGUUACAGGACUUUGUACCUGUAAUCCAGCUUAGAUGUUCACAAAUCAGAAUCAAUGCAGACUAUUUCAAAUAUUGAUUUAUAUUACUGUUAAAUCAUUUCCUCUUUGUGAUUAUUAUUAUCGUUCAUGGGUUUUCUUCCAUAAUCAUAUUAAUUAGGAUUAUGUUUAUUGAAUCCUUUUCGAGAUAAAAAAAAUUGCGAGAUAUUUGAAUUUGCAAUUAUCUCUCCAUGCCAAAAUCAUUUACAUUGAUAAAAACAUAUUCAUCCCCAUUUCCUUUAUUUAUUUAUACAAGUUGAAUUGAAGUAUCACUGUAUGGUAAUCCCUUUGAUAAACUACUGGUAAUGAUUUUCCGAAUAAUUUUAUUGAAAAUAAGCAUGAUCUUUUUUUUUUUAAUGGUUUGUCAUCAUUUUAUAGAAGUAAUACAUGUACACGUACCUAUAUUACGCCAUGUCAUGAACAGAUGUUCAUAUUUUAAUUGUCAUCCCAAUUCUAAAAAGUGAAAACUUAAUAGAAGAACUGGGGCUUACCUAUUAGAAGCAGCCUACGAAGUCAAGAGAUGUGGGUUUUUUUUUUUAUCCAAGUAGGAAAAUUGAUGGAAAAUUUAAUGACAUUUUUACCAAAACACAAAGGUUAUAUUUCUGAACAUUUUCUUCAAGUUGGUAAGUAUGGAUAGUAGAAAGGUCUAUAUAGCAACACUUACUGGUUGUGCUAUAUAAACCUCUUUAUACAAAAACGGGUAUUCCUAAAUAGAUUAUUUGAAUUUGGUUAAUAUUACUUGUUUCCAAAUAUGUUUGACUUGUCAGAAUUGAGUUCUACGGGAGAAGAUGAUUUUAUAUGUGUGACAUUAAAUUUUUAUGUUUCUGUAUAAGAUGUCGUAUUUCCAUAUUUAUAAUACUGUUUCAACUUAAGUUGUUGACUUUCUGGUAAAGUAUGAUUAAUUUAGUUUAAUGAGAAUUUGAUUAUUUUUUUCCCUCCUGAAAUUGAUAUUCAGGCUAAAGAAGUGUCACCAGCAUGUAUUUGUAGACAUAAAAUCGUACAUUACAUGUAAAUUUUAAGGCAGGUGUCUCACCUGUUUGGAAAUUGCUACCUGUUUGGAAAUUGCUACCUGUUUGGAAAUUGAUACCUGUUUGGAAAUCGAUUGAAUAUUAUUGAUUCACAUGUAAUUAACUCAUUCACCCCUGAAAUUCCAUAAUGAACUGUUCCAACUUUUGAAUUGGAAGAGUUCAAAUGUGUCUUCAGGGGUGAAUGAGUUAAUGUGAUAAAGCUCAUCAGGACAUUUAACACUGGUCCUACUAAAUAUAUAUUAGUACAUAAUUAAUACAAUCAUAAUGAAUCAAGUAUUUACUUUUCUUUUUUGGUGUACGAUGCAUAGUGUGUUCAUUGACCAUACGAAAUACUGACAUUUAGGUGUAUUAAAAUUUAAAGCAUUUCGACUUUUCCCCCAAUGUUUUGGAAUGAAGAACUCCAUUGAUGUAUCAACGCAACCCAUUUUGUUAUUGAUUAGGUAAUUAGGAUCUUUUUACUGUACAUGAAAUACCUGGCAAGUGUACUUUUUGAAACUCAUAUUUUACUAACAAGUAUAUUAUGGAUGAUAUAAAGCAUGAUGUAAUUUACUUUAUACAAGUUUGAUUCUACAUGCUACCUAGUUAUUUCUAUCUAAAGCAAUCUCUCUUUUCUUUUUCUCUCUCACUCUCUUUGGUUACUUGACCUUCCAGAACUUGACAUAACUAUUUUUGAAUAAAUAAAACAGUUGAAGCUGCGUACUAGAAUUGUGUUAUUUC